Molecule: messenger RNA, 1020 nt
Organism: Emiliania huxleyi CCMP1516
Lineage: Eukaryota; Haptophyta; Isochrysidales; Noelaerhabdaceae
Exons: 1
Coding region: 557-985 (142 amino acids)
Source: RefSeq, a predicted model, not a curated record
CUUGCCUUCUACGAGUAGGCUGUGGACAGCUGAACGCUGCUCGCCAGGCUCGCCCCAGCAUCCUCGGCUAGACAAAAACCCCGAAGAGGCGAGUACCUCGCCAGUCGAGCACUAGCUUCCCGCAUGAGGCUCCGCCACCGUCCCCACCCGGACGAGACCCGCAUCAGCGUGCGCGAGACCGACCGGCGCAAGCGGCGACGAUUUGACGGCCGCCUUCGCGGCUGGCGCUUGGCUUGCGGGGCUGCUCUUUUGGUGUGCACGGCGGCCGUCCUCAGUGCCGAGAGGCCUGUGCUCGCGCUGCAAAGAAUCCUUGGCCACCCGCAAUCGUGGCUGAUUGACAAGAUCAACCCGCGCAUUGCGUGGCUACGAGGUCGCCGCUGUGCCGGUGGCGCUGCAGCGGACGCUCUCAGAGUUUGUGGACUCGAACCCGCCGGCCCGGUUUUUUUCCGGCCGUGGUGGUUCGAUUGGGGAGGGGGGGCUCGAGGACUUCAUCAUCUUUGGCCCCACCCGCUUUGCGCGCCUGCCGGCACGGAUUGAGGCCGCUGCCGCCCAGCAAAUGCGCCCGAUUCUCGAAGCCUUUUGCGACUGCGCACUGGCGCCGUCGCCCAGAGUGCAUGGGCUGCGUACCUACUUGCCAGGCGCGACGCUCGCGGCGCACCUCGACUGGCCCGACGCCUGGGUCGUCUCCGCGACCCUCUGCGUGCGCCGCAACGCGUCAUUGCCGCCGUGGCCAGUGGCGCUGCACGGACGUGGCGUGCCUCGCGGCGGCACCGCCGUCGCUCUACGUGAGGGCGAGGCGCUCUUAUACGAAGGGUCGCGGCUGUGGCACGGCCGACCCCAGCCGCUCUCGGGCGAGUACACGGGCCUCUUUGUCGGCUUCGUGCCGCUCGACUAUCCCGCGCACGCCGGGCUGGCCACGCGAGCCAUCCAUGCGGCUGUCCGGGUGGUCAAGGCGGCGGCGUUCCGGCGGUAUCGUGGCCACUGACGGUCGUUAGUUACUUAGGAAAGCGAAGAACAGCC